Messenger RNA from Nematostella vectensis (starlet sea anemone), 3362 nucleotides. RefSeq lists its product as uncharacterized. NCBI's taxonomy places the organism in Eukaryota, Metazoa, Cnidaria, Anthozoa, Actiniaria, Edwardsiidae. The transcript is spliced from 2 exons. Bases 1500 to 2531 code for a protein of 343 amino acids. The record is from RefSeq and is a predicted model, not a curated record.
UGGGGUGGGGUGAAAAAUGCAGGAUGCGCCUCAGGCAUUCUUGAGUUGCAAGGAAAAGGCGCUAGAAACAUCUAUAUAAGUAAAAACGUUUGAAAUGUUGAAACAUCAAAAAACAUUACUGAGGUGACACAAAUGAAGCCAAUCCAUUGAAACACAUCAGUAGGACCACCGAUGCACAUAAUAAACCACCUGGCAUUGACCACCCUUACAGGCCUGCCGUUAACCACCCUUACAGGCCUGCCAUUAACCACCCUUACAGGCCUGCCAUUAUCCACCAUUACAGGCCUGCCAUUAACCAGGGGUCAUUUCUUUAAGGGACCGGUAAUUACCCGGCUCGUUCGGUUAUCAGGAUAGUUUUUCGAGUGCAUUUCUCAAAGCUAGCUGUAGCCUCCUGCUGUUUACGGGCUCCAGAUAUGCAAAUUAUUAUUUUCAAGGUUUAUUAAUAGAUUGGCAGAAUAAUAAUUCCAAAAUCAAUCCUAGACUUGUAAAUGUCUGUAGACAACUGACACAUCAAACAUUGCUGUAGUAUCGGCAUUUUUUGAAAAAAAAAGACAAAGAACAAGUAAUAUAGCCCCAUUUUGUAGUAAAGCCUUUUAACUACGAUCUCAUAGCCGCACGGUCACAGCUACAUUGCAUAAAAAGAUGUUACCUGUGAUUGGUCUAGCCCUUACUGGAUUCAUGUAAAAGCCUAGGAAAACCAGCAGCAGCAAAAAAGCACCAAAUGAUUGAUUAUUUUAAUAAUAAUAAUAAUAAUAAUAAUCUUUAUUGCCUUAGAUAAAUCAACAUGUCUAAGUUUACAAAAUGUAGGAGAAACCGAUUAUAAGUAAAUGCGCUACAAGUAAAUGCGCUAUUUUAACUUGGCUAGCUCAAGAUGAAUUAUUGGUCUAUAAAUUCAGCUAUAAAACAUUGGAAAAAAAUUUGGGGGAUCAUUUUUCGCAUUAAGAUUCCUAGUAAGUUAACCGGAGAUUUUGGGAUGCUGUAAGUUAGGGUCCAGUAAGCAGGAUUUUUCUCAGGCCGAAGACAGCAGGAAGAAACGCCUGAAUGGCUUCCCGGGGGACUUAACAGGUUUCUGAGUUUAUCAGGCAUUUUGAGAAACGACCCCCCUUGCCUGGCAUUGGCUACAACCUAUAGAGGGUUUGCAUGAUCACGUGACUCCCUUAGCGACGGUAACUACGCCGCCAUGACAGCGACCAAAUUGCAACAAAGCGGAUGAAACACUGAGAUUUCCGCGAAUCUGUUGUGUUUUUGGCUGCUGAAAUCGCCCAAAUAGAGACACAAACGUUAGAUUAUUUAAUGUACCUUUGGUAAUUAAUCAUCAAGGCGAAAAAACGAGAGAUUUAUCCCAAAAAAGACGACAUUUGUGGCUCGCAAACAUUUCCCAAGACGCAGUAACGAAAGGCAUCAUAAAAAGACCGCAAGUCUGCUCUUCACACUUUCAUCAAGGAAAGCCGGCACAAAUCUAUGACACUACGCAUCCCGAUUGGGCUCCUACGAUAAAUAUGGGGAAGCUACACGCUUCCAGCGCCGUGAAAAGUGCGUCCAAAGAAACAAGUCUCAAAAGACAUUAUCGCUUACAAGAUAGGAAUAAAGUAAAGAAACGUUUCUGUCUGGCGGAGAUAAACAUAAAUGAUGAAAACCGCGAGCCAGACGUAGGAAAAGAUGAAGUACCAGAUGGAGAACCGGACGAAGUAGACGAAGGAUCAGAAUUAAGAAUUGAAACCAUUUUUAAAGACUGCAAAGACCAGCCUGAAUCGACUUUAACCAGAACUGUCUCCACACAAACAGAGCUUACCUUAGCCGACCUUGAUAAUUUGGAAAAAAAUAUCACCUGUGACUAUAACCCGUUUAAAAGUAGAAAAAGCUUUGAAGAUGACCCCGACAAAUUAAAGUUCUACACUGGCCUACCAGCUAUGACAGUAUUCAUGACAGUCCUGAACUUGAUCAGCCCAGGACUUGCGUUAAGGGAAAGUCUUAACAAAUUCGAGCAACUUCUUUCGACCCUAAUGCGACUUCGUUUGAACUUACCUGUUGUGGACCUUGGCUACCGAUUCACCAUUCACCCUUCUACUGUUUCCAGAAUAUUUCAGAGUUGUAUACAAGUUAUGUACACAAGCAUGAGCUUCCUUGUUCAUUGGCCAGACAGAGAUCAGCUGAAACUCACUAUGCCUUUAAGUUUUUGUCAAAAGUUUUCUUCCUGUUCUGUUAUUAUUGACUGCUUUGAAGUUUUUAUUGACCGUCCAUCGGAAUUACUUGCCCGUGCUCAGACCUGGUCCUCCUACAAGCAUCACAACACAGCUAAAUUUCUAAUUGGUAUCACACCACAGGGCACUGUUUCAUUUAUUUCUAAGGGAUGGGGUGGACGAGCUUCUGACAAGUUUAUAACUGAACAUUCCGGCUUUCUGAAGAAUUUGCUUCCCGGAGACCUCGUGUUAGCGGACAGAGGAUUUGACAUCCAAGAUAGCUGUGGGCUGUAUUGUGCUCGUUUGCAAAUCCAAGCUUCACUAAAGGCAAGCCCCAGCUGUCUCCAAUAGAGAUUGAAGGCACAAGAUCUAUCGCCAAUGUAAGAAUUCAUGUGGGAAGGGUCAUUGGCUGUGUACGGCAGAAGUACACCAUACUUGGCCAUGGAGUUCUUCCCAUUGACUACCUUAAGUCUGCCAAUGGCCAACCCUGUCUACUGGACAAAAUUGCAUUUGUGUGCUGUGCAUUGACCAAUUGUUGCAAGUCAGUUGUCUCUGCAGAUUAGAGCUGUUUUCUGAUAAGUUAAAAUAAACAAAAAAUUUUCUCAUUGGUUUACAUUACCUAAAAAUUUGAAACUGUCACCAGCUUGUAUUGACACGGUGUCAAUCAUUGCCAGUUUCAUCUCAUCUCAGACUCAGUUGAAUUUUUAUAAAUAAAUUAUAGAACUCUCAGUCAGCAUUAAAUCCAAUAUUUCUAACUCACCAGAAAACUGUUCAGCAGAUUGCAAAAUUUUAUAUAUAACAAGUAAAUACUCACAACAUUAUACAGCACUAUCAUGACUGCCUGUAUCUAAAAAACUAAAUACCAUGAACAAUCCUGUUUUUUGAUAAUGUGUCAAUAAAUUUAUUUCAUAAAUAUUUUAUAUGAAUAAAGAUUUCAAUAAAUACAAUUUCAUGAAAUUUGUACAAAAGACUCUUUUCAGAAAAUAAUUUAAUUAUUUACAAAUGCAUAUUUUACUUAAUAUAAUAUCAAUAAAUAAUAAACACAAAGUAGCAAGUACAUAUGGGCUGGACAUUUCCCAGAGACUUCAGGUAAUUAUUAUCACAUGUGCUCUUGAAUAUAUACAAUUGUCAAUAAAUUAUUUAUAUAAUAUCAUUUAAUAAAAUGUGGUUAAUGACAGCAAA